AUGCGCGAGUUUAUGGACUAUGUCCACAGCGCCUUCUACGAAGCUACCGGAUGGAAUCGCGACAACUCAUACGCAGCUCUGAAUGUGACUAGUGAUGGUAAGGACCCCGGCGUCUUUGGAGCUUUGGCCUUGAUACUGACGAGGAUACUUGCAGCUCUGCUAAACUUCCAAACCCCUCGCGGGUUGCGACUCACCCUCUCCUCCCUUGCGAGCCCAAACUUUGCGACAUCUUACCAGCUCGGUUCAGUUGGUAUCGUCGAUGGCUCUAUCUCAUACCUCUUCUCGUCUGUACCGCUUCGACUUCUCUUGACACCACAAUCCGAAACGGUCAAUCUACCCGAGCUUCUGCGUUCAUACAAGCCCCUCACCGAACUACCACACCGAGCCAAUCCUCUACUUCAGACAGCACAGGACAAACCCGACUCGUCGCUUCUAUAUGGCCGAUUUUACCUACCCCAAGCCCUGCUCGAGGCUCUAGUGGUCAAGCGAUUUACACCUGCGCUUCAGGUCCAGCUCAGCGCUGUAUCCGCUCACCACCUUAAGAACGGUGGCACAGUCCUGGGCCUGGCGCAAUAUGACGUGGGAAAGUACGCACUUGAAGGACUGGCGUCCUCAGACGGAGGAUUACUCGGUUUCAGGGGCGUAUAUAAUUUCGGCGGUGAUGCCGAAAAACCGACAGACCAAGCGCCAGUUGAUAACGACAGGGAGAGGAUAUAUGGCCGGUUCAGCACUGGUGGAGAAGUCUAUUACGGUACGUUGAACAAGUCGGGUGGAAUCAGCGUAGGAACCCGGUUCGCGACAUUGCCCGCACACAAGGGCACGCCGUUAUCCGCGACAUUGACCCUCAACCCCUUGAUGGGUAAUAUUAGCGCAAGCUAUGCCGUGGUGGCUGGAAGGCAUUGCAGCCUUGCCACGCGGAUGGAGUUCAAUGUCUUCAGCUACGAAAGCGCUUGGGCCAUUGGCAUGGAACUCUGGCGGAAACCAUUUACUCGACCAGUCAUUGAAGACGAACCAGUUGUUGAAGACAAAGUGGUCCUCGAUGAGAAACCAGAAGAAAAACGACCGAAGGAGCGCAGCUUCCAGGCUAAGCUGGAAUGGCGCCUGGAUGAACCCGAGCCAGUUGUCGUCAAGCCACCAUCGCCGCCGCCUCCUCCACCAAAGGAAGAGAUAGAACCUGAAAAGCCCGGAGAGGAAAGAUAUGCUGGUGUGCUCAAGACCCGUCUGGACCAAAACAUGCGGAUAGGGGUGCUGUGGGAGGGACGGGUCAAAUCACUCCUAUUCAGCUUGGGCAGUGGGAUCGACCUGAGGAAGCUUGACAAGCCCUUCCGAACGCUCGGAUUGGAGAUUCAGUUUUCGUCAUGA
This is a messenger RNA of Fusarium sp. VM40, 1362 nucleotides long. The record is from the annotation of a GenBank genome assembly. NCBI's taxonomy places the organism in Eukaryota, Fungi, Ascomycota, Sordariomycetes, Hypocreales, Nectriaceae.